CGCUUUUUAGAGUUAACAAUACCUUCGUCUCCGGAAAAAAAAGUGCAAUGGACGUCGAAGGAUAUGUAAGUACUCCAUUACGCAAGUCAAUUCUAGACAUUUCCACGUGAAUGGAGGGAGGCGCUGUCGUCUGUCGCUCGAAAAACGGCCAUUUUCACGACGAGCAGUAAAAGGCAGAAAGGCAGCGAAGGUGUAUUGAGAAUUAUUCGUUCGCUAUUGAUCGUUCGGAGCAAUUUUUCGAAUCCUGAGCGCUAGCUCGAGUUACUCCUCUCCACUUUGAUAGUACGCAGAUUUGACGAGGAAGAUGAAUGUCUGGUCCGGUUGGCCUGGCAGCGUAUUUGAUGAGAUUGAUCAGAUGAUGCCUCAGUUUGGCUUCCCAUUUGGUCGCGGAAUGCUAGAACCUUUGCAUCCAAUGAUACAGCCACGGAUGGGAACAAUGCAGCCAUUCUUCUUUAGAGAUAUGAUGAACUUUGAUUUUCCUCCUGUUUCAACAUUGGGCAGUAAUUCUCACUCAUUUAUGCGCCAAUCCGUAGUAUCUAUGUCCAGUGGUCCUGAUGGACGUCCAGAAAUUUAUGAAGAAACUAUGUCAACGACAACAGCACCUGGCGGCGUAAGAGAAACUAAAAAGACUGUAAGGGACUCUCGUACAGGAACUAAAAAGAUGGCUAUUGGUCAUCAUAUUGGUGACAGAGCACAUAUUCUUGAAAGGGAGCACAACAUGAGAAGCGGAGAAUCAGAAGAACGACAGGAGUUUAUUAAUCUUGAUGAAGAUGAUGCUGAUAAUUUCAAUCGCGAAUGGCAAACACGUACACGAGGUUCUGCUGUCAAUGUUGCUGCAAUCGGUAAUGGUUCUAACCUAAAUAGAAAUCGAGCAGAUGUAAGACAAUUGGCUCUACCGUCUACCUCAGAACCGUCAACAAGUCGACAUAAACCAUUACGUGCUAAACUAAAUCCUAUAAAGGCUGGGAAGAAUGUAGCUGCCAAAUUGUCUCCAUGGUACAGGCGCAAAUAUUAAUAAGCUAAAAGCAUAGUACACAGCAGUGACACUUGCGCGACGGAAACUACAAAAGCUGCAGAAUCUCCGAAAAGAAAAGGGAAGGGAAAAGGUAAAAGUUCAAGUACGGAAGUACCUUCCACAUCUGAAUCUCGAAAGCGUGAAGCAUCAGAGGAACCGUCAGUAGUCUAUAUUCCUAGUAAAAAAAUCAAGUAGAUAAGUCACGCGGUGUCCAAUAGUGGUGAUUAGAGUAUCUCAAAUUACUAAUUGCAAUCUUAUCUCUCGCCUCUAUUACAGAUUUACCUAAGCUAAUAAAAUGUACUUUAAAUUAU
Harpegnathos saltator (Jerdon's jumping ant) is the source of this 1326-nucleotide messenger RNA. It is a transcript of the gene Mlf, whose product is annotated as myeloid leukemia factor. NCBI's taxonomy places the organism in Eukaryota, Metazoa, Arthropoda, Insecta, Hymenoptera, Formicidae. Bases 305 to 1015 code for a protein of 236 amino acids. The transcript has 7 exons. The record is from RefSeq and is a predicted model, not a curated record.